Molecule: messenger RNA, 1044 nt
Organism: Peronospora matthiolae
Lineage: Eukaryota; Oomycota; Peronosporomycetes; Peronosporales; Peronosporaceae
Source: the annotation of a GenBank genome assembly
AUGAACAGCUCCGACACGGAGAAGAGCUCGUCACAAGCUCUGGCCUUCCAUCUCGACUUACACGUCAAGUAUCUGGUGAGUCUCAAGAACAAAAAGGAGGACUUUGAAUCGUGCAUGACGGAGCACAUGCGCGUCAGUGGUUUGUACUGGGGCGUGGGGGCCAUGGCGCUACUGCACAGGGAGGAAGAGAUGAAGCCAUCUGAAAUCGUCGACUGGGUGCUCCUAUGCGAGCAUCCGGACGGAGGUUUCUCGGGUAAUGUCGGCCACGACCGCCACCUUCUGUAUACACUGCACGCUCUACUGGUGCUGGCGAUGCUGGGAGCUCUAGAACGGAUCCAGAGGGACAAGUGCGCGGUGUUCGUGGCGUCGCUGCAGCAAAGUGACGGCUCUUUUGCUGGCGACGAGUGGCAGGAAAUUGACACCAAAUUCACGUACUGCGCGCUGUCGGCACUCAAGAUCUUGGACAAACUGGACCUUGUGAACGUCGAGACCGCUGUGGCCUACGUCGACAAGUGCCGCAACUUUGACGGCGGCUUUGGCAAUAUGCCAGGCUGUGAAUCACAUGGAGGACACAUUUUCACGGCAGUGGGUGCUCUGUCAAUGGGUUUUGCGCUGGAUCUAUACGUGGACGACGAACUGCUUGGCUGGUGGCUCUGUGAGCGACAAUGUGACUCGGGCGGACUGAAUGGACGACCAGAGAAGCAGGCUGACGUGUGCUACAGCUGGUGGAAUAUCGCGUCACUCAUAAUGAUCGGCAAACUGGACUGGAUUAGCAAGGAAAAGCUCAUUGAGUUCAUUUUGGCGUGCCAGGACCCCGAGGAUGGAGGAAUCGCGGACCGGCCAGGAAAUGUAGCCGACGUGUUCCACACGUUCUUCGGCAUCGCUGGAUUGUGCAUGCUCGGCUACUUUGACCGCGAGAAGGAAACGCAUCCAGAGUAUGAAGGUAUCCGCCAGAUCCACCCGACUUUUGCAAUUCCCACGAAUGUUGUCGAAAAGCUUCAGCUAACAGCGGAUAUGAUCAUGCCCGAGGUGCGCAGGGACUAA